Vanessa atalanta (red admiral) is the source of this 1206-nucleotide messenger RNA. Its product is annotated as succinate dehydrogenase [ubiquinone] flavoprotein subunit, mitochondrial-like. The transcript is spliced from 7 exons. Gene Ontology annotation, biological process: mitochondrial electron transport, succinate to ubiquinone. The record is from RefSeq and is a predicted model, not a curated record. NCBI's taxonomy places the organism in Eukaryota, Metazoa, Arthropoda, Insecta, Lepidoptera, Nymphalidae. The coding region runs from base 1 to 1206 and encodes 401 amino acids. Gene Ontology annotation, molecular function: succinate dehydrogenase (quinone) activity; electron transfer activity; flavin adenine dinucleotide binding.
AUGUAUUUUUCCUGCACCGCUGCGCACACCUGCACGGGAGAUGGUUGCGCCAUGGCUGCCCGGGCCGGCAUUCCACUACAAGACUUGGAGUUUAUACAGUUUCACCCAACAGGCAUGUAUGGGUCUGGAUGUUUAAUGACGGAAGGCUGUCGUGGCGAAGGUGGUUACAUCGUUAAUAGUGAAGGAGAACGGUUUAUGGAACGAUAUGCCCCAAAAGCUAAAGAUUUAGCAAGUCGAGAUGUUGUUUCAAGAUCUAUCGCAACUGAGAUACGACAAGGUCGAGGUGUCGGACCGAAGAAAGAUCACGUAUACCUUCAACUCCAUCAUCUUCCUCCAGAAGUAAUUCGAGAAAGGCUUCCCGGUAUUUCUGAGACGGCAUGGACAUUUACGGGAGCUGAUGUUUACACGCAACCUGUUCCCAUCGUACCAACAGUUCAUUAUACGAUGGGUGGCAUACCAAUUAAUUACAAAGGAGAGGCGUUAAUUCACGAUAAUGGAUGUGACAAGGUUGUUUGUGGUCUUCAUUCUGCCGGGGAAGCUGUAAGCAACUGCCACGGUGCUAACCGGUUGGGAGCAAAUUCUAUACUAGACGUGGUUGUUUUCGGCAAAGCAAUCGGUUUAAACAUAGCUAAAAUAGAUAAUCCAGGUGCAAAACAACCAGAGUUAAAGAAAAGCAUUUUCGACUCCGCCCUUGACAAUCUGAAUAAGGUGCGAAAUUUACGCGGUUCUACAUCUGUACACGAAUUGCGAGAAUUAAUGAGGUCCACUAUGCAAAACAAAUGUGGUGUGUUCAGAGACCAAAAACUACUUAGUGAAGCAAACACCGAGAUACAGAAAUGGUAUAAGAUGUUCGAUGACAUUCGUGUAACAGAUCAACGGCUUAACUGGAAUUCCGAUCUGAUUGAGACUUUGGAACUUCAGAACAUGCUCCAGACUGCUGUUCAAGUUGUAGCUUGUGCUCUCAAUCGUAAGGAGAGUCGCGGCGCCCAUUUUAGAGAUGACUUUCCGAAACGAAUUGAUGAAAUGGAUUAUAGCAAGCCUACUAAGGGACAGACACCGAAACCAAUCAACCAACAUUGGAGGAAACACAGCCUCUCAAAAGUCGAUUUAAAAACUGGGAAAGUCGAUAUAACCUACCGGCGGGUUAUCGAUAAGACAUUGGACAAUGAAGUUGAAACCAUCCCACCAGUACCGAGAGUGUAUUAA